AUGAAACAUCUUCUCACCCAAUUCCCAUCCAUCCUGGCCAUCUAUUGCUUCUGCCUGCUACAGAUUCCCUCCUCAGGAUUUCCUCGACCUUUAGCCAAUCCUUCAGAUGGCUUGGAUGUUGUGAAGCUUGAGCAGCUGGCAUAUUGGGCAACUCUUUCUAGACAACCUAAGGAUAAUCAAGACAUAUACAAAAGGUUUUUAUUUCACUACUCCAGAACUCAGGAGCCAACGCAUCCAGUUAAAACCGAGUUUCCUCCGGUGCAUCCUCUGAUGCAUCUGGCUGCCAAGCUCGCCAACCGAAGGAUGAAAAGAUUUCGGCAGCGCGAUGCUGGAACUGCUGCAGCGGAUUUUACCAAGGAGGAUCACACUGCCACCUUGGAAAGACCAUUUUUCCUUUUCAGGCCAAGGAAUGGAAGAAACCUUGACUUUAACACCUGGUAG
This is a messenger RNA of Hippopotamus amphibius kiboko, 441 nucleotides long. RefSeq names its product neuromedin S (gene NMS). The record is from RefSeq and is a predicted model, not a curated record. The coding region runs from base 1 to 441 and encodes 146 amino acids. The transcript has 9 exons. Lineage: Eukaryota; Metazoa; Chordata; Mammalia; Artiodactyla; Hippopotamidae.